This is a messenger RNA of Vitis vinifera (wine grape), 495 nucleotides long. Its product is annotated as vegetative cell wall protein gp1-like. The record is from RefSeq and is a predicted model, not a curated record. Bases 1 to 495 code for a protein of 164 amino acids. NCBI's taxonomy places the organism in Eukaryota, Viridiplantae, Streptophyta, Magnoliopsida, Vitales, Vitaceae. The transcript has a single exon.
AUGGCGCAAACCAGAGGGGCCAAGACUUCCUCUCCUUCAAGCCGCAAGAAAGUCCCGCGAGAGGAGCCCAUUCCAGAUCCCAUUUCUAAGCCUCCGCGGCCAAAAGCAAUUUCUCCUCCGGUGAAGCCCGCGCCUCCAAAGCCUCCGGCGAGGUGUUAUCUUACCAGGUCAGGGGGUCGGCCACUGCAAAAGAGAGCAAGGGUUGAAAACUCAGAGCCCAUUGAUUUAACGGAGCAGUCCCCAGAACCCUCGCUGGUUCCAUCUCCAGUUCCAUCUCCGGUGCCAUCUCCGGCGCCGCCAACAGAGCCUAAAGAGCCUCAGCCACCACUUCCCGAGCCUCAAAUUCCAUCUGAAAUAGCUCCGGAAGAAAUAAUCAGGCGGCCGAUGCUGACUCAGCCUCCAAUUGAGGGAAAUUUGGACUGUAGAGCUCGACCAUUCCACUCCGAGCUAUGCUUUGACAUAGCCACAUUCAAAUUACGGUCGGAGCUUGCAUAG